AUGUCGCUCACUCCCCCAGCCUAUCUCAGCUCUCUGCAAAAUAACAUUCGAGCCCGCCCAAUCCCUUGGGAUGGCGCUGUGCGUGCCGGAAACCUCACUGAGGACCACCUUAAGAAGAUCAGAUCAGUCGAUAAAGUGAGAAAGGACCAGCGCAAGCAGACCAUUGAAAAAGAUGUACAGAGCUACAGCACCCUUUUGGUCGGCGCUGAUCGAGGUGGGAGUGUGUUGGAGAAAGCUUCCAAACGCAGCGACAUUCUCCAGUACAUGCUUGUCCUCGCCACAGAUCUGAUCAGUGAUGUACCCGAGUUGGCUUCGGCCAUUCUUCAGCAGCCGGAGCCUUACAAGAUAUUUAUUUCUCUACUCAACCAGAGCAACAACCCAGAAGAUCCCAUCCCACUCUUCUCUGCCACGUUUCUGGUCAACCUAAUCUCCAGCUCACUGACGACUUCUCCCAAGUCUGCUCAGAGAGACGAUGAAGCACUUCCACAGCUCUAUACAUACCUCUCGAAACUGGUCAAGAAUCAAGACAGUGGCCUCCAAGAUAUAGGAGUACAGCAUAUCUCACAAUUACUACGUACAAGCCGAUCCAAAGAGCUGUUCUGGAAGCAACGGGAUGACACGGUGGAUCCCCUCUUUGACAUCCUGAGAAAAGCCGUUGGUGCCACGAAAGACAACGAUUCUACGUUAUGGGGUGGCAAUACUAGCAUUCGAAGUAGCGACACCCGAUUUGGUGGUGGAGUUGGACUACAGCUCAUGUAUCAUGUUUUGCUUGUGGUAUGGCAGCUCAGCUUUGAGGGUGAGCUAGUUGGAGAGGGUUUGGAGAAGGACCAAGAAAUUAUCCCCCUGUAUACACAACUGCUACGGCUCUCACCAAAGGAAAAGACGACUCGACUACUCUUGGCUACGCUCAACAACAUCCUCUCCACCAAUCAAGAGACACUGAUUGCUGCUGCCACGACGGCCAGGCUUCCGGCGCUGUUGACCAAUCUUUCGGGACGGCAUCUGACAGACCCUGAUCUCUUGGAGGAUCUAACAGACUUGAAGGAUUUGUUAGAAGAGUACACUAAGAACCAGACAACCUUUGACGAGUAUGCCGAUGAGGUCAAUUCCGGGCACUUGCGAUGGAGUCCCCCACAUCGAAAUCCUACCUUUUGGCGAGAAAAUGCGCGCAAGAUUGUGCAGGACAAGAAAGGAGAGCUUCCCAAGAAACUGGCCGAGAUCUUGGCCAAGGGAUGGGAGAGUGACAAGAAGGUGCUGGCGAUUGGAUGUAACGAUGUGGGACAUUUGGUCAAGGAAGUGCCAGAACAACGAAGCACCCUGGAAAAGCUGGGACUGAAGGCCCGGCUAUUAGAGUUGAUGAGUGACUCGGAUGAAAGCGUGCGGUGGGAGAGUCUCAAGGCAGUUGGAGAAUGGAUGCGUUAUACGUUUGAGAAGUGA
This is a messenger RNA of Exophiala bonariae, 1437 nucleotides long. RefSeq lists its product as uncharacterized. Gene Ontology annotation, cellular component: vacuolar proton-transporting V-type ATPase, V1 domain; fungal-type vacuole membrane. The transcript has 4 exons. Gene Ontology annotation, biological process: proton transmembrane transport. The coding region runs from base 1 to 1437 and encodes 478 amino acids. The record is from RefSeq and is a predicted model, not a curated record. Lineage: Eukaryota; Fungi; Ascomycota; Eurotiomycetes; Chaetothyriales; Herpotrichiellaceae. Gene Ontology annotation, molecular function: proton-transporting ATPase activity, rotational mechanism.